Hibiscus syriacus is the source of this 508-nucleotide messenger RNA. RefSeq lists its product as uncharacterized. The coding region runs from base 183 to 449 and encodes 88 amino acids. The record is from RefSeq and is a predicted model, not a curated record. The transcript is spliced from 2 exons. Lineage: Eukaryota; Viridiplantae; Streptophyta; Magnoliopsida; Malvales; Malvaceae.
AUACAUAGCUUUUAAAUGUUGGCAUUUGUGGGUUUUUUUCUUUAAAAAAGAGAAUUCCCCCACCAUUUGUUGUCCAAUUUUCUUAACAAUUCCAAUCUAUCGUCGCAUAAACAAAGGAAAAUAAUUCUGGGUUUUUGUUAGAAUCUCCAAAUCUUUCCGUCAUUGAAAAAAAAUCGGGGAAAAUGUGUCCUAUGAGAUUGUUGCUGGUGUUUUUCUCAGCGAUUUUAGCUGGCUAUUUCGCAUGGAGAACGACGGUAGGUUCAACGGCUGAUGUCGACGACGAUAAUUCUGAAGAUUCCGGGAAAAUUAUUGCCAAAAACAAACGAGAUUUCAGUUUCAAAACGAUGAUUAACAAUGGAUUCUGGGUAUUUGUGGACAUGGCUAGUGGGAGGUAUUUGUGGAGGAAUUUGAAUGAAUUGAAUAAUGAUGGGAAAAUCAAGAGCUCUUAACAGUUUUUGAUCCUAUAGUAGAAGAAUGCAACACUUGCUUUCUUCUUCAUCUUCUUCUU